AUGCCUACUAGAUACCCCCGAGGGUCCUUGACCAAACGCAGGGAACGUACCUCGAGCAAAAGUGCAAGUGACUCUGAUUUUGAUUCUGAUUCUUACUUAGAUGACAACACUAGCAGAUCUCCUCUUGAAACCCAUGGCUCAUGGAUUGCAGACUUUCAAUUAACUCAAAUAAUUGCUUAUAAUGCCAAACUCAUCGUCCCAAGAAGUGUAUCUGCAAUUCCAUCAUUAUAUAAGGAUAUCACCUACAAUGCUACCAGAAAGGAAGGGGACACUACCCGCAAGGGCGCCAAUUACCAAAAUGCUGACGUUGACAAGAUAUACCAUGAAUAUAUGGUAUAUUGUGAUCUGGUUCGUCGACACGCGGAGGACGCAAUGAUACUCACAAAUGCAGUGAUAGAGGAUUUGAUCGAACUCAUUUCUGAUAUUAAACCCGUCAGAACUUUCCAUUUUAGAAUAUGGAUAAGCCAUCAGUCCUAUUGGGCAUCUCUGUUCAAGCAGCCAAUAAGAUCAAAAUUGACCAGAAAAAUAUUCAUCGAAUAUCUGAAAGGGUUAAGAGAAGAAUACAUGUUGCCCCAGUCAAAUUUGUAUCCCGGAAAAUCCGUGGGGCUACGUAAAGUUAUCGAGACAGGCAAAGAACUGUUGCCCGAACUUCAAGCGGCCAACGAUGCCAGUCGAGCGCUACGAUUCACAAUAGAGUUUGGCAUUUAUAAAGUCUUGACAAACCGAAAUCUAACAAAUCCUGACUUUGUACCCCGCUCAGAGAUUCAAAGAAUACUUUCAUUUAUACAGCGCUCAAACGACAAAUCUGAAAAGGGACAUAGUAAUGAUACAAUCGGUUAUAUGACCCAUUGGCUCGACAAUGAAUUUGCGGCCGGUGAAAACGUGCGUGAAGUGGAGAUGCCCAAGUCGGUUCACCAGUUCCAGAAAACGCUAGUCGACAUUUCGGAACAGGUUUCAGAACUCAUCGAUGAUUGUCGGGAUGAGAGGAGUGGAAUUCAAGAAUUUUCCAUUAACGAUAUGUUACAUCGAUGCGAUAGAGAAGGCACUCAGAAAUCUGGCCUUUCAUCAUAA
This is a messenger RNA of Botrytis fragariae, 1071 nucleotides long. RefSeq lists its product as uncharacterized. The record is from RefSeq and is a predicted model, not a curated record. The transcript has 4 exons. NCBI's taxonomy places the organism in Eukaryota, Fungi, Ascomycota, Leotiomycetes, Helotiales, Sclerotiniaceae. Bases 1 to 1071 code for a protein of 356 amino acids.